Messenger RNA from Ctenopharyngodon idella (grass carp), 4547 nucleotides. Its product is annotated as docking protein 2. Bases 212 to 1747 code for a protein of 511 amino acids. Gene Ontology annotation, biological process: cell surface receptor protein tyrosine kinase signaling pathway; positive regulation of MAPK cascade. The record is from RefSeq and is a predicted model, not a curated record. The transcript has 5 exons. Lineage: Eukaryota; Metazoa; Chordata; Actinopteri; Cypriniformes; Xenocyprididae. Gene Ontology annotation, cellular component: cytoplasm.
CAUACAGACACACGCCCACUCAUCUAACUUCUCCAAGUGACUGAUUUAGACUGCAUAGACAGGAAGUAAGACUGACAAUGUACCUAAGGUCAGUCCGCAAUUCUCAGCAAUGCAUCUCAUUCAAACAGUUUAAAAGCAAAGGGGAAUCAAGGGAAACUGAAGAAAGCGAGAGGGAGGAGAGAAAAACCAGAUAAAGGCCAGCUGAAGAACCAUGGAGGAGGACAUCAGGAGAAAAGGGACGCUUUAUUUUCAUCAGCAGCGCUUCGGCAAGCGAUGGAAGAAGGUGUGGUGUGUGGUGGCAGCCGAGGGCAGACGCAGCAUCGCACGGCUGGAGGUGUACGAGCACAAAUACUCCUCCAUCAAACAGGGCUCCAACAAACGCAAACCCGACUACAAACAGGUGAUCCGGCUGCGAGAAUGCAUCCGUAUAUCAGAGAACGAGAUGGCUGACUGCCCCAAAGACUGCGCCGCCUUUCUUCUCGAGACCUCAGACAAACUUUACGUCUUCGCUGCCCUCCAUUCAGAGGUGAAGGGCUGGAUCAGGAGUCUGUGCGAGCUGGCGUUCCCUAACAUCGAGGCUGAACAAAGAAUACAGAGAGAGAGUUGCUACUAUUCUGAACCUGUAAGCAGAGAAAUGCAGGAAAACUCAAUCUAUGACACGGCAGAGAGCGUUCGAGAUUUUCUGGUUAUAGCAGUGGGCACAGAGGCUGCCAUUCGGUGCAAUCUGUAUGGGGACUAUAUCCUUACUCCCCUGCCAGACUGCUUAAUCCUGAAGGACGUUAAAACUAAGAAGGAGCUUUUCAAAUGGCCAUACUGUUAUGUAAGAAAGUUUGGACAAGACACGCUGUCUUUUUCCUUUGAGGCUGGUCGCAGAUGUGAGUCCGGCGAGGGAAAUUUCGAGUUUGCAACCCAUCAGGGUGAAAGACUGUUCAAUGUUGUCAGUGCAGCCAUCCAGAAUCUACCCAGACCCUCCACAGCAAAGUCGAACAGCCUUGACCAUGCAGAACAAAGUAGAGUUCAAGAAACCGUGGCCACGGAUGAAACAUAUGACGACGCCAUAGUGAGUCAAUCGUCUGACUUUUUACCUGAGGCCAAGAUGCAGAGAGCACUUCAGAAACCAUCAAAAAUGCUCAACCCUGCUUGGAGGAGCUUUUCUUUGAAUGCAAUAGAGCUACAAAGCGAAAGUCAAGUGACGAGCAUUGACACCGACUUUGAGAAUAAGGAAGUAGUCUACGCUACAGUGUCAAAAGCUCAGCCAAAAGCCACUUCCCCUACAGACUCUAAAAUGCACUGGCAAAACCUGAAAAAAGCUCUCCAGCAGUCUACAUUUCUCCAAGACUCUUUCAAGACCAACGCUGACAUUUCGCAGUUGUCUGAUUUCGCAAUUUCCCGGGAAAAGGAUGCACAUGAAAAGAUGAUGACCGCAGAAGAUUUGACUGACUUGUUGGGUGAUUCCAUCCAGCAAUUAGCAAUUAAUGAUGCAUUACAGAACAUCAGUGCAGAACCAAUUUAUGCAGAUCCACAGGACGUCCAAGCCAGAGCUGAGUGGGUUGUCAGUCCUGAGUACGAUGAACCAGAGGAGGUCAUCGAGGCUAAUCAAAGAGCUCAUGAUGGGGCAGACCACCUAGACGAGCAUGACUUCUUCUACAGCCCACAGGCCAUGGCUGCCCCCUCCAACCCCAUGCAAAAUCCAGAUGAUAUGUAUUCAACUUAUGACAAUUUGAAUUUGAAGGGGAGGCAAAUGUAACAUGGCAUUUCUUAGUAAAAACCAAGGGAGGUAAUUAAUAAGAAUUGUGCCUGCUGAAUAUACACUAUAUGGACAAAGGUUUUGGAACAGUUAUCUUAAUUAUUGAAUUCAGGUUUAUCAGUCAGACCCAUUGCCACAGGUGUAUAAAAUCAAGCACCUAGCCACGCAGUCUGCAUUUACAAACAUUUGUGAAAAAAAAUGGAUCGUUCUGAAGAGCUCCAUGAAUUCAAGCGUGGUAAUGUGAUAGGAUUCAACCUACGCAAUAAGUCAUUUCAUGAAAUUUUAUCUCUGCUAAAUAUUCCACGGUCAAUAUUAUUGUAAAGUGGAAGCAUUUAGGAACAGCAGCAACUAACAGAGUGGAGACCAUGUAAAUUCACAGAGUGGGGUCACCGAGUGCUGAAGCACAUGGUGCAUAAAAGUCGCCAACGUUUCGCUGAUUCCAUAGCUGAAGAGUUCCAAACUGCCACUGGCAUUAACUCUUUUUUGAUGGAAUUUUAUGUAAUUUAUAAGACAACGCUUCCCCACCAUUGACGGAAUUUUCCGGCAAUCCAUGUUUUCACUGUUAUAUGGUAGGGGGCGCUAUUACACAUCUUUAGAAAGAGUACAGAAUAUCUGUAUCAAAACACAGGCAAAAAAGAAGCAGAAACAAGCGAUAAAACCAUUGCUUAUGCAUGUUGUAGUCUUUGACAAAAACAGGAUUUUUCCAGCUUUUUGUUCAGAAUGUUGGGGGGUUAAAUGCAGAGGCUCUGUUCAUUCUUUUGAUAUAUUACAUGUUCAGAUACUCUUACAACAAAAUAUUCUGAGAGCCAUGAAGUUUUUUUUUGAAAAUGAUCAAAAAUGCUGGCGGUGACUGGCAACUUCUAAAAAAAAAAAAAAAAAAAAAAAAAAUAUGCUGGAGGGGAAAGAGUUAAUAUCAGCACAAAAACUGUGAGCUUCAUAGAAUGGGUUUCCAUGGCUGAGCAGCUGCAUGCAAGCUUCACAUCACCAAGUACAAUGGCAAGCGUCAGAUGGAGUGGUGUAAAGCACGCCGCCAAUGGACUCUGGCAGUGUCCCAACUGUGGUGGAGGAGGGAUAAUUGUAUGGGGCUGUUUUUCAGGGGUUGGGCUAGGCCCCUUAUUUCUAGUGAAGAGAAAUCUUAAUGUGUCAGCAUGCCAGACAUUUUGGACAAUGCUAUGCUUCCAACUUUGUGGGAACAGUUUGGGGAAGGCUCUUUUCUAUUCCGGCAUGACUGUGCACAAAGCAAGGUCCAUAAAGACACGGCUGGAUGAGUUUGUUGUGGAAGAACUGGCCCGCACAGAGCCCUGACCUCAACCCCAUAGACCACCUUUGGGAUGAACUGGAACAGAGAUUGUGAGCCAUGCCUUCUCGACCCACAUCAGUGCCUGACCUCACAAAUGCUCUAAAAAGUUCCCACGGAAACACUCCAAAAUCUUGUGGAAAGCCUUCACAGAAGAGUGAAAGCUGUUAUAGCUGCAAAGGGGGAUCAAUUCCAUAUCAAUGUCUAUGUAUUUAGUAAUUACAGUCCCUGUUGGUAUAAUGGUCAGGUGUUCCAAUACUUUUGUCCAUAUAGUGUAUAUUAGGGGUGUAAUGGUACACGUAUUCAUACAGAAAAUUUUUGCUGCGGGUCUUUUGGUUCGGUAUGCAUGUGUACCGAACGAAUACUGCAUUGUUUUAACCACUGCAUGUGCGGAACUUCUUUGUGUGCUGAAUGUAGUUUCCCAAGGAUGGGAUAAUAUUAUUUAUAUCAACAUACUUUGAUGUGAUUGAUUUAUCCGUGCACAUUAUUAUUAUUUUUUGUGCACUCGUAAUCUUUAAUCAAAAACAUUAACCUCCCCUGCCCCCUCAAACUUUCUUUAUGACGUGUGUCUCGACGGAGGGGACUAAAUAUCCUCCACAACUGACUGCAAACUGGCAUUCAGAUCUGCCUCCAUUUAGUUAGCAACGCCCAACUUCUUACGAUCCAGUAAAUUCCCGAGGACAAAAUCAAGUCCCGUCCUACAUUUUUUUCUCAUUCCAGAAGCUGUUUCACUUGGAUAUACAUCACAUAGGGACAUAUAUAUAUAUAUAUAUAUAUAUAUAUAUAUAUACACACAAUAUAAUUUCUUCAUUACUAUUUCUAACUAUUAACUAAUUUCUAACUUUCAAACUAGUGAUUUUUAGGCAUUGUACAAUGUAGCAAAGUUAGUUUAUAUACUUAAUGAAAAUUAUUAUAAAGUUUUACUGAGAAAAUAUACCUUCUUUUUAUACGCUGUGUCUUUGGCCAAGAGCCUGGAUGGGGGUCCCUGUUGGGUCUGUAGUUGAAAACCCUUGGUUUAGUGAAUUUGCCAUGCUCUUUACUUGGUGAAAAACAACAAAACCUCUCCUGCCACUUCAUGUAUUAUGUUUUUUCCACUUAAUACCCUCUUCCAGGAAAUCUUUGAUUGCUAGCUGGUGAAAUGUUCAUGAAAUCUGCUUGACUGUAAUGGAACAGUAAUAAUUACAGUUGGUGGUACAUGCAUUGGCUGCGGUCUGGACUGGAGGAGUUCUGUCUCUUGCAGACUGAUUUAAUUAACUGUGCGAAGGGACCUGCGGCUUGAAACUGAUUGGGAUCCCGACCUGCCUGAGUAUGAAGAUGUCACAGCGCCUCAUUCAUCUCGUGCUGUCUGUCACUAUCUCCGCUGAGAUGGACGCCUGCUGUAACCGAUCGACGUGUAUUGUGCAGUUUGGCGAGCCUUAAUUUAAUUAAUUUCAUUCUCUACUGAAAAAGUGUGUGUUCAUUUAAUCAUCGGGUGGCUAAUAAAAGCAUUUGUAAAAAGUAAAA